Amoebophrya sp. A120 is the source of this 3764-nucleotide messenger RNA. NCBI's taxonomy places the organism in Eukaryota, Dinophyceae, Syndiniales, Amoebophryaceae. The record is from the annotation of a GenBank genome assembly.
UUUUAAUUCAUUUGGUUUGGCACAGGUUAUUCGACCCAUGAAGCCCAAAGAAGGUUGAUAUGUUUUUUAGUUUCUCUACUCUACACGCACGUACAUAAACAUUCUUCUCUCUACUUUUUGCAUGGUUUUCUUGAAUUCAAAAUGUAGACCCUGCGAGUUCCAGUGGAACUGCGCAGCAAGUUUGUGCAUAGCGACAUCCUCGCUCCACCUUUUCUUUGUCAUGUAAAAAUUAGCUGAAGUCGAGGACACCGGUACGGAGUCGGAGGUGGCGGCGCCCAGAACGAGCCAGCCGAAACCACGACCGCAGGGCGGGCCAAGAUGCCGUUUGCGGUCGGGCAUGAAGCACAUUUGCUCCCCUGGAGGAGAAAAAGCACCAGGGUCGCCCACGGUGCUGGCGCACAAUCUUCAACAUGGACAGGGCGUUUAAAAAUCAUGAUGAAAAUCGGUCGCAUGGUGCUCGUAUUUUUGAUACAUCUCCUGUUGCUGACGGGUUCUUUGUCUUUCGCGAAUGCGCAGGACAGCGCGCCGGCCGCCGCCGUUGAUGUCUCUUCUUCGUCGCAAUACAGAGAUCCAAGCCGAAUCGCCAUCUGCAAGGAGGGCAUGGAGGUGAUGUGCGAAUACCGAGAUACCUCGCGCAUGUCUCUCGUGGAAAUCAAACGCAGCGCCGACGCCUCUGGGAUGAUUGAGGUACGCUUGUUGAGAGAAGUAAAUCGUCAUCUCAGUUUAUCUUUUAUUCUUGUUUGAUGUUUCUAGCUGUAAUAAGAAAAGGCAACGGAAAGAGCGAGUUAUUUUCAUCUCUUCAACGUCCAUCAAUACAGGUCGAGUGGGUGUUUGACCGGCAGUUGUGCGAUAUUCCUGCGCAGGCGAUGUGGUGCCGGGUGCGUCUUCUGGACUGCGACAAACCGAUGGACGACUACAAGUACUUCCAGUGCACAGACUGGCUCCCAGACGGCGUUGCGGAUGUCGCGACCGAUCCGCCAGUGGAUGACGCGAGCUACAGUUCGCCGAAAUGGAACAUGGCGGGCCAGGACAACGACUGGAAAAACAAGGAUCUGCUGAUUAUUUUCGUCUGUCUGAUAGUCGUCACGAUCUCCGUGUUUGCGUUCUACCGGUUUUACCAUCGCUACAAGCACUUUGGAAACUUCAAGGAACACCCCGAGGAUCCGACGCACCCACAAGAGGCGCACUUGUUCAACGACCCCAGGACCAACGUGGACAGUCGCAAUAGUACCUUCAUGCGGAACUUUUUCAGUUUGAAGAUGUCGCGGGAGCACGGCGUAAUCGAUCCAGAGGCGCGGCAGCAGAAACUGAAGGAGCAAGAGCCGGAGAAGGAGGAGGAGGAUUCCGCGGAGAACUUCCUGUUUUGCCUUUCCAUUGUGUGUUGCUGUUUUAUGACGCGGGAGAAACGCGCCAUCUGGUGGAAGUGGGGCAAGACGCAGGAGGAGCUGAACGGCGAAACCGUGCUGGCCGAGCUGGAGCGCCAGGAGCGCGCCGAGAUGCUGGGCGGCACGCGGUCGGCACUGCAGGCCUGGAUCAUCGAGCGGAUGGAGGCGCGACGCAACGCAAGGAGAAACGGGACGGCUUCGCCAGGUGCGCCGGGGGACCGCGACGACUCCUCGCGCCGCCCUUCGAUCUCCUCGUUCGGGUCGAGUAUCCCCCCGGCCACGCGGAAGUGGGUGGGGAACUUGUUUAACAACAGUCAGGUCCGGUGGUUCUACAAAACCCGCGACGGGGGCCCCCGAGCGCAGCCGUACGCCUACGACUAUUCGCAGAACAAGUCGCAGCUCGUCGACAAGGUUGCGCGCCAGCUUCCGCCCCGGCCGGCGGGAAACGUGCGCGUACUGAAGGGAUUGUUGUCCUCGGACGCCUUUCACCGCCUGAAAAACUCCAUCUCUCCCGAGAGAGACCACCCUACCCGCGGCGCCUCCCCUGGAGCAGGGGUAGAUCAUGACCCCUACCACUCCGUGCCCGUGUUCUCGCCCGUCGGGUCUCCCGCGGGCAUGAAGGCAGGCGGCUCGCCACUGUCACCGACUACACGGGCAAAAGUCGUGGAGUCGGACCUGGUGGUGGAGGACAUGAUGGCGACCCGGAAGGACCUUUUAUUCUCCCCGACCGGGGCCAGCACGCCGCUCUCCUCGGGCGGCAGUCCCGAGGAGAAGCGCAUGCGGGCUUUGGAUCGGGCGGCCAAGGGCAAGAUGUCGGGUAAGACGGUGCCGGGCAAUUUGGACACGUUCGUGAGCAGCGACGUGACUUUCGACACGCGCGGGGGCUGGGUGUCGCCCGAGAACAGCGGCAGCGGCAAGUGGCGGGCCCGGAACACGUACCGGGUGGAGAAAAUUCGGCACCAGCUGGAGGAGCGCGAGCUACGAAAGGAGCACAAGCGCGCGGCCUUCGAGGCGGAGGUGGAGCGCCAGCAGCACCUGGACGAGGAGCGGGAGCGCAACCGGGUCAACCUGAACCGCAUGCGUCGCGAGCAGGCCAAUGACGACAUUGCAGAUGUGUUCAUGAAGCAAACCGCGGGGGGGUCGUUCAAGCGGCAGCAGGACCCGCACCACGCCGUGCUGCAGCAAGUGUACGGACAGCCGUCGAUCAGCAGUAGUCCACCGGUGUCGCCCACGACCGCCGGCGGGCGGUCCCCCUCCAUUCAGGUCAUACACGAGGACGAGGACCGGGAGCCCCUUACCGCGCUACAAGUUGCGAAGUUUCAGCUGGGCGUCGUGGAGUCUGCUGCGGAGCAGCCACCGAAGAUGACCGUGCAGAAGGGGGAUCGCAUUUCGUUGCGCGCAGACGAAGACAAGAAAUACGAGAAAAUGCUACGGUUUGGGGAGCGGUCCCUACCGAUCAUCGACCGGGGAGGUCGCGCGGUCUGGGAGGUCGGCGACCUCGCAGCCACGGUGCCCAAGAAAGCGGCCUGGGAGGACGCGGACGCACGAAAAAUUGCCAGCAUGGUGCUGCCGACCUACCUCGCACCGGUGAAAGACCCGCGGCUGCUCCGUGCACCCACGGAGGAUGAACUCUUCAUGUACGAGAAGCACAACUACGCAGCUGCCAAGUAUCAGCAGUACAAACAGGAGUCGUUCGCGCAGAAGGACCAGCCAAAUUUGAAGGGGAAACGCAAUUUGGCGGAUGCCAAAGCCUUCCGCGAGGCUUUUGAAUACCAGCACGUGUUCAAGAACAUGAACCCCUUCCACAUGAAGCAGAACCGACCGGAGACCAGUCCGGUGAAGCAAGGCAUGAUUAAGCGCCAGCUGAAAAAGCUCACCAGCGAGGACAAGAUGAAGCGCGACGGCGGGGAACAGUCGGAUGUAGAUUUCAGCAUCAACACACGCGUAAACGACCCGCAAAGCAUCCCUCGGAGGUGGCAGCGCGUGGAGGAAGAGGCGGCGCUGCACCACAUCGGCGCAGCGAGGAAUAAAGAGAAGCACCCGCGCCUAAAGCAGCUGAACGAGUUCGAGCGGGAAUUCGGCAACGAAAGCGCCAACCGCCCCAAGCGAGGUUUCGUGUGGCCCCGCCGCGCACCAGAAUUACAUGAAUACGAACCCAGCUACGAGGACCAGUACCCGGACGACUACCAACCAAACCUGUAUGAUGAUCCCAUACCCGACAAUUACUUUAAAUGACGACGAAGGAGCGUCGUUCAUGCCAUGAUCAAGUACAAUCGGACUGUAAAAAUGAACGAAGGCGAACCAUGUUUCUGUUACAUAGCAUGUUACAAAAGCAUAAUUUGUAAAAGCACAAACAUCUUCCAUACCCAAGGUGUAAAU